AUGAGUUUGAGACAACGACCACCUCCCCCCCGUGGACCACCCUAUGGCUCGGCCAAAGGUUACAACUCCCCUGCCGCCUCCAACGGCUUCACCGGAGGAGCGGCGCCACCACAACCCUCCGCCCAAUACAACAUCAUCCCCCUGCACCCCUCCUUCCCAUUCCCAGAAGUCCGAGCCGCCGAAGCUGCCCUCCGCACCUUGGGAGGCCUCCGCAAGACCCCCAUGGACGUAUGGCGCGAUGACAUGGACCUUAUGGACUGGCUGGGUGGCUUCUUCGGCUUCCAAAAUGACAACAUUCGGAACCAAAGAGAGCAGCUGGUACUCCACCUAGCCAAUGCCCAAAUGCGCCUCCAAAACCCUCCCGGCAGCUUCGACUCCCUAGACCCCACUGUCGUCCACCGCUUCAGCCUGAAGCUCCUCAAGAACUACACCUCCUGGUGCUCUUACCUGGGACACAAGUCCAAUAUCGGGAUACCCGAUAGCCACCGCGAUAGCUCCGCCGCUGACCACCGCCGUGAGCUUCUCUACACUUCCCUCUACCUUCUCAUCUGGGGUGAAGCUGCCAAUCUCCGAUUUAUCCCCGAAUGCAUCUCCUACAUCUUCCACCAUAUGGCCAUGGACCUCAAUCGAAUCCUCGAAGACUACAUUGAUGAGACCACUGGUCGACCGGUUCUCCCUACUAUUUCAGGCAAAGACGCUUUCUUGGACCGUGUUGUCACCCCUAUCUACAAUAUUAUUCGUGCUGAGGCUGAUUCUAGUAGGAAUGGCACUGCUCCUCACUCCAAUUGGAGAAAUUAUGAUGAUAUUAAUGAAUUCUUCUGGAGCCCCCUCUGUUUCCAGCGACUCAAGUGGCCGAUCAAUGUUGGCAGCAAUUUCUUUGUGAUUUCUCAGCGUAAAGGUGUGGGUAAGACUGGGUUUGUUGAGCAGAGAUCGUUCUGGAAUUUGUAUCGCAGCUUCGAUCGGCUUUGGGUUAUGCUCAUACUAUUCUUUCAAGCGGCCAUUAUUGUUGCUUGGGAGGGCACCAGUACUCCUUCGGGCGCGUUAAGCAAUCGUAAUGUGCAGGCAAGAUUGCUUACUCUGUUCAUCACCUGGGCGGGUCUUCGAUUCCUUAAGUCGCUGCUUGAUGUUGCUACCCAGCACAGUAGGGUAUCCAGGGAUACGAUGUUACUUGGGGUGAGAAUGAUUCUGAAGUGCGUUGCUGCCUCGGGAUGGACUAUUGUGUUCGGCGUUCUCUAUGGAAUGAUUUGGUCUCAGAGGAAUCAGGAUGGGAGGUGGUCUGCCGAAGCAAAUCGAAAGCUGGUGAAUUUUCUUGAGGCUGUCCUUGUGUUUAUCAUGCCAGAGCUGCUUGCAUUGGCUCUGUUUAUUCUGCCAUGGAUCAGGAACUUCCUUGAGGAGACAAAUUUUAAGAUCUUCUAUGUGUUAACGUGGUGGUUCCAGAGCAGGGCCUUUGUGGGUCGUGGCCUCAGGGAAGGGCUUGUGGAUAAUAUCAAGUAUACCCUGUUCUGGGUUGUGGUUCUGGCUUUCAAGUUCACCUUCAGUUACUUCCUCCAAAUCAUGCCCAUGGUAGCCCCAACCAAAGCUCUUUUGAAUCUCAGGAUCGUUGAUUUCAAGUGGCAUGAGUUCUUCAGUAACACGAAUAGGUUUGCUGUUGGACUCUUAUGGCUUCCUGUUGUCUUGAUCUACCUCAUGGAUCUGCAGAUAUGGUACUCCAUUUUCUCAUCCUUUGUUGGGGUUAUGGUUGGGUUGUUCUCACACCUGGGUGAGAUUCGGAACAUGGAGCAAUUGAGGCUUAGAUUCCAGUUCUUCGCAAGUGCGAUGCAGUUUAAUCUAAUGUCGGAAGAGCAAAUGUUAAGUGCCCGUACGCUGGAGAGAAAGUUCCAUGAUGCCAUACAAAGAUUGAAGCUGAGAUAUGGGCUGGGCAGGCCCUUCAAGAAGAUUGAAUCUAACCAGAUUGAGAUGUACAGGUUUGCACUGCUGUGGAAUGAAAUAAUUGAAACAUUUAGGGAAGAAGACAUCAUUAAUGACCGUGAGGUUGAGCUUUUAGAACUGCCACCCAACUCUUGGAACAUCAGGGUCAUCCGUUGGCCUUGUUUCCUCCUGUGCAAUGAGCUGCGUCUUGCUCUUAGCCAGGCAGACGAAUUGGUAGAUGCACCUGACAAAUGGCUCUGGAGGAAGAUUUGCAAGAACGAGUACAGGCGGUGUGCAGUUAUAGAAUCUUAUGAUAGUAUUAAGUACUUGCUUCUUAGGAUUGUCAAAGAUGGAACAGCGGAGCAUUCAAUCAUUAUAAACUUGUUCCAUGAGAUUGAUCGUGCGAUUCAGAUUGAGAAGUUCACGCAGACGUACAAGACUACUGCACUGCAGCAGUUACUUCUCAAGUUGAUAACCCUUCUUGGACUCAUUAACAAGCCAAAGAAUGAUAUGAGCCAGAUGGUGAAUGUAUUGCAGGCCCUAUUCGAGGUUUUCAUUAAGGAUUUCCUGAAGGUGAGGAGGACUAUUGAGCAGCUGAGGCAGGACGGAUUGAUGCCUCUCAGGCCAAACAAUACCAGCACAGGGCUGCUAUUUGAGUAUGCUGUGGAGUUGCCUGGUGCUGAAAAUAAGUCCUUUUAUCGGCAGGUACGGCGUUUGCAUACAAUUCUCAUCUCUAGUGACUCAAUGAACAAUGUUCCAAAGAAUCUUGAGGCAAGACGGCGUAUUGCAUUCUUUAGCAACUCCCUCUUCAUGAACAUGCCCCAUGCUCCCCGAGUUGAGAAUAUGUUGGCUUUCAGUGUCCUUACUCCUUACUACAAUGAAGAAGUCAUUUACGCCAAAGAACAGCUGAAGAGUAUCAACGACGAUGGUGUGUCUAUCCUGUUUUAUUUGCAGAAGAUUUAUGAUGAUGAGUGGAAGAACUUUAUGGAGCGGAUGCGAAGAGAGGGGAUGGAAUACAAAGGUGAGAUAUGGACAACCAAGCUCAGAGAUCUCCGCCUUUGGGCAUCAUACAGAGGUCAGACGCUAUCACGCACGGUAAGGGGAAUGAUGUAUUACUACAAGGCUCUCAAGAUGCUUGCCUUUCUUGAUUCUGCAUCAGAGAUGGACAUCAGAGCAGGUUCACAAGAACUAGCAUCUCUUAACUCAACGAAGCUUGAUGGUUCUAUGAAUGACACAAGUAGAUCACCAUCUUCCCGGAAUCUUAGCACGGAGAGUAGUGGGGUGAAUCAAGGCCAUGAAUAUGAGACUGCUAUGAUGAAAUACGUAUAUGUGGUCAGCUGCCAGAGCUAUGGGGCUCAAAAGAAUAAAAAAGGGAAAGAUAAAGCGAAAGAUCUUGCUAUCGCCGAAGAGAUUUUAUAUCUGAUGAAAAACAAUGAAGCCCUCCGAGUUGCUUAUGUUGAUGAAGUUGAAACAGGGAAGGAUCAAAAGGAGUAUUACUCUGUCCUUGUGAGGUAUGAUACUCAAUUGGAGAAGGAGAUCGAAAUCUACCGGAUCAGGUUGCCUGGUCCUUUCAAGCUUGGAGAGGGUAAGCCAGAAAAUCAGAACCAUGCCAUUAUCUUCACUCGCGGUGAUGCAAUUCAGACCAUUGAUAUGAACCAAGACAACUACUUUGAGGAGGCUCUCAAAAUGCGGAACCUGUUGGAGGAAUUCAGGACCUACUAUGGUAUCCGUAAGCCCACAAUCUUGGGAGUCCGUGAACAUAUCUUCAGUGGUUCUGUUUCUUCACUUGCUUGGUUCAUGUCUGCUCAAGAGACAAGCUUUGUAACCUUGGGACAGCGUGUUUUGGCGAACCCUCUGAAGGUGCGAAUGCAUUAUGGCCACCCAGAUGUGUUUGAUAGAUUCUGGUUCCUUACUCGGGGUGGCAUUAGCAAGGCUUCCAGAGUAAUCAACAUCAGUGAAGACAUAUUUGCUGGAUUCAAUUGCACAUUGCGGGGUGGCAAUGUGACGCAUCAUGAAUACAUUCAGGUUGGUAAGGGAAGGGAUGUUGGAUUUAAUCAGAUAUCAAAGUUUGAAGGGAAGGUUGCAAGCGGCAAUGGUGAGCAGGUUUUGAGCAGGGAUAUCUACAGGUUGGGGCAUAGGCUGGAUUUCUUCCGGAUGCUCUCAUUCUUUUACACCACAAUUGGAUUCUAUUUCAACACAAUGAUGGUGAUCUUGACAGUCUAUGCAUUUUUGUGGGGCCGCCUUUAUCUUGCUCUAAGUGGCAUUGAAGCUGCUAUGAUGGAGAAUUCUAACAAUAACAAAGCUCUUGGCACAAUCUUGAAUCAGCAGUUCCUCAUCCAGAUGGGUCUUUUCACUGCCCUCCCAAUGAUUGUGGAAAACUUUCUUGAGCAUGGAUUUCUUAAAGCAAUAUGGGAUUUCUUGAUGAUGCAGCUCCAGCUUUCAUCUGUCUUUUACACAUUUUCUAUGGGUACUCGUACGCAUUUCUUUGGCCGGACCAUCCUUCAUGGCGGUGCAGGGUAUCAAGGAACAGGGCGUGGUUUUGUUGUGGAACAUAAGAGCUUUGCUGAGAACUAUAGACUCUAUGCUCGUUCUCAUUUUGUGAAGGCAAUUGAGCUUGGGGUGAUACUGACUGUUUACGCUUCAUACAGCACCAAAGCAAGGAACACUUUUGUUUACAUUGCCAUGACAAUCUCAAGUUGGUUCUUGGUAGUGUCAUGGAUCAUGGCUCCCUUUGUUUUCAACCCUUCUGGCUUUGAUUGGUUGAGGACUGUGUAUGAUUGGGAUGAUUUUUUGAACUGGAUAUGGUAUCAUGGUGGGGUGCUCACUAAAGAAGAGCUAAGCUGGGAGACAUGGUGGUAUAAGGAACAGGAUCAUCUGAGGACUACUGGUCUUUGGGGGAAAUUGCUGGAGAUAAUUUUGGGUCUCCGUUACUUCGUUUUUCAGUAUGGGAUUGUAUACCAGAUGCGCAUUGCCGGAGGAAACACCAGUAUUGCUGUUUACUUGCUGUCUUGGAUCUACAUGGUUGUCGCGGUUGGAAUUCAUGUGAUAAUAUCACACGCUCGAGACAAGUAUGCUGCGAAAAAACACGUCUACUACCGCCUGGUUCAGCUCCUCGUCAUUGUGGUCAUAAUUCUUGUGAUCAUUCUGUUGCUGGUGUUCACCCCUUUUCAAUUUCUGGACAUUUUCACAAGCUCAAUGGCAUUCAUUCCUACAGGUUGGGGCCUUAUAUCCAUUGCUCAAGUACUCAGACCCUUUUUGCAAUCUACUGUGGUGUGGGAGACUGUUGUUGCCCUUGCUCGUCUAUAUGAUAUAUUGCUUGGAGUUAUUGUUAUGGCUCCUGUGGCACUACUCUCAUGGCUUCCUGGGUUUCAGUUUAUGCAAACAAGGAUCCUCUUCAAUGAAGCAUUUAGCAGAGGCCUCCAGAUCUCUCGUAUUCUGGAAGGAAAAAAAUUUAAGCACGGGAAGUGAAGGGGAAGGAAAGUGAAAUCACUCUCGAAAAGAAAAAAAUGUAAGUUUGUUAGAAAAUGACAAUCGUUAAAAAUGAAAUACGUUCGGUUUUGAUUUAA
This is a messenger RNA of Macadamia integrifolia, 5474 nucleotides long. RefSeq names its product callose synthase 12-like. Gene Ontology annotation, biological process: (1->3)-beta-D-glucan biosynthetic process. NCBI's taxonomy places the organism in Eukaryota, Viridiplantae, Streptophyta, Magnoliopsida, Proteales, Proteaceae. The coding region runs from base 1 to 5376 and encodes 1791 amino acids. Gene Ontology annotation, cellular component: 1,3-beta-D-glucan synthase complex; plasma membrane. Gene Ontology annotation, molecular function: 1,3-beta-D-glucan synthase activity. The transcript has a single exon. The record is from RefSeq and is a predicted model, not a curated record.